UUCUCUCUUAUUCUUGUACUGAUGGCACCCUUAAGACAACUCGAGUUUUAUUCAGGCAUUGGUGGAAUGCAUUAUGCUGCCAAUUUAGCUGGUUGGGAUGUUGACAUAUUAAAGGCUUUUGAUAUUAAUACAGUCGCAAACGAGAUAUACAGACAUAACUUUAAUCCAAAAAUAGUCGGACAGAAACUGAUCGAGACUCUCUCGACAAAGCAAUAUGAGGAUUUUGCAGCAGACGUAUGGACUAUGUCACCACCAUGCCAACCAUAUACCAGACAAGGAUUACAGCAGGGUAGCGAGGAUGCACGAGCCAAGAGCUUUCUUUACUUGAUGAAUGUCUUGAAAAAAAUGAGAAAUAAACCAAAGUAUAUCUUGGUCGAGAAUGUAAAGGGUUUCGAGGAAUCCGAUUCACGAGAUAUACUUGUUGAUGCUUUACAACAUAGUGACUACAACUUUCAAGAGUUUUUACUGACGCCUUUACAGCUUGGAAUCCCUAAUUCACGUAUGAGAUACUAUUUAUUGGCCAAGUAUAAACCCUACGAAUUUGCAGUACCUGUUACCGGCACAAUUAUAAACUACAUUCCUCUUUCUGCAAAAAUGUCCAAAGCUUUCAUUGACAAUAGAGGACAAGAGUAUGUGGAUGAAGCAGAGGUGGAAGCAAUAUCUGCUUAUUUGGAGCCUAAUGUUGACGAACAAGCCUUUUUAGUGCCUGAUAAAGUGCUUCUUAAAAAUAUGCAAGUAUUUGAUAUUGUAAAGCCGACUAGUAGACGUAGCUGCUGCUUUACAAAAGGAUACUUUCAUUAUGCCCAAGGCACAGGAUCCAUUCUGCAGAUGAGCGAGAGUUUAGAUACAUCAAUAGUCUUUCAACAAGCAAUGGAAUAUAAAGAUAUUGAUGAAGGCAAACAAUUAGAGUUACUCAAAUCAUUAAGAUUAAGAUACUUUACUCCAAGAGAAGUAGCCAACUUGAUGGGAUUUCCUGAUCAGUUUAGCUUUCCCAACACAAGCUCACUGAAACAAAAAUACCGCACCUUGGGCAAUAGCAUUAAUGUUAAACUGGUGUCUGAAUUAAUGCGUUACCUUUUGAAAGAACCUUUUGUCAGUUCGAAUCAAAAUGAAAGUCAAUAAACUUUAUAUUGAGACAUUACAAAUGUGCUUUGGUCUAUUUCAAGGAUUUACCCUGAGAAACUAAGCUUGUCAUAUAUGGUAAAAUUCCGUUUAUCUCCGCCGCAAGAAACAGAGACAUUGUUUGAGAAAGAGGACGAAGAAGGUAUUUGUUAGAGCAGAUCAUCAUCAUCAUUCAUCCUUUAUACUCAAACUAGAAGGAAAGAUAUGCAGCAUCAUACAUGAAUUGAUUGCUUUUUUUGAUACUCUCUCGGGCCGAACAUCAUGCCUGCACGACAAGCGUUUGGUCCCUGAAAGUGCAUGAGUUUUCUUUCCAAAGCCCAGGGAUACCGUCGAGAAAAUUUUUUUAAUCGAGUCAUCUUUGGCUAAUACUUGCAGAUAUCCCAGGUUCGUUACAUUGAUUCAAGAAGUAAUUGACCACAU
Rhizopus microsporus ATCC 52813 is the source of this 1542-nucleotide messenger RNA. Its product is annotated as cytosine-5--methyltransferase. Lineage: Eukaryota; Fungi; Mucoromycota; Mucoromycetes; Mucorales; Rhizopodaceae. Gene Ontology annotation, molecular function: methyltransferase activity. The record is from RefSeq and is a predicted model, not a curated record. The coding region runs from base 22 to 1122 and encodes 366 amino acids. The transcript has 6 exons.